GAUUGGAUGAAAAUGUAAUUUAUGCUUUUGGAUUCUUUGAUCAAGAGUGUAGACAUAAUUGUUCAACAAUAGCGUGCAGAUAGGAAGGUUUAUGAUGGUCACUCCAGAAAGAUUCAGGAAAAGGCCAAAAAGGGCUCGUCAACUGUUGUCUGCGGUGAGUUGGUGGCUAGAUUCAUCCACUUUCUGCAAGGUUGGAUAAUUCCGAACCUCAAGUUUAUAUACGCAGUAGAGGAGAAUUCAGAGCCAGACUUAUAAGCUUCUUAGGUAUUGACCCUGAUGGACAAAAUUGAGGCAAGAGAUUUGAGGCUUACGUACCGAAAUAAUUGUUACAAUAUAUUCAGUCUCGGCAGUCAUUGGAUGAUGAAAUUGGAAAUUUUAGAAGAACCAAGGCAGUGAAACCAAGUUGCUCGUGGCGUAUGGACUAUGGAAAAUGUCUUGAAAUUCUUUUAAAAAAUGAUUGAAAAGUUAUUCCACGAAGGGAGCUUCCGGAGUAGUUCGAUGAUGACGUGGGAAUUUGUAGUUGGUAGUUCACCCGUUUCUUUCGAAGAUCAUGACCCAAACUUUGUUUAAUCGGCAGCAUGCUGUGAGAACCAAAGAUCUUGAAAAGAAAAGCCCAAAAAGCAACGAAGAAGAAGAAGAAGAAAGGAAGAAGCUGUUAUGUGCUGCUGCUGCUGUGAGGAUUGUGAAUGUAGGCCUCUGGGCUUUCUGCUUGGCCUCCCCUUCGCUUUCCUCGCCCUCCUCAUCUCCGUUGUUGGUAUCCUCGUCUGGAUCGUCGGGUUGGCGUUGACUUGCAUAUGCCCAUGCUGCUUGUGCGUGACACUGAUCGUUGAGUUUGCACUAAUGUUAAUCAAGGCUCCUGUUCUGGUCAUGGAAUGGUUCACAUCUAAGAUCCCCUGUUAAAAUUGUAGGUAGCCUGAAUAGAAUAUCCACUAUCUAAAUGUUUGUUGAUAUUUGAUUUUCUCCCUGAUAGACUUGUGAUUUGGCACAUGUCUUGGGGAAAUAGAGUUUGUCUCUGCUCUGAUGAACAAGAUCUCAUUGUUGUGAAAUUCUGUAAUUUUCUGCCAAAUUGAAUCAUUCGAUUUCGAAAAGUAAUAAGUAUAAUAAGAAAUAUUUAUGUGA
Messenger RNA from Carya illinoinensis, 1119 nucleotides. Its product is annotated as signaling peptide TAXIMIN 1-like. Bases 658 to 900 code for a protein of 80 amino acids. The record is from RefSeq and is a predicted model, not a curated record. The transcript has 3 exons. Lineage: Eukaryota; Viridiplantae; Streptophyta; Magnoliopsida; Fagales; Juglandaceae.